Molecule: messenger RNA, 1828 nt
Organism: Drosophila subobscura
Lineage: Eukaryota; Metazoa; Arthropoda; Insecta; Diptera; Drosophilidae
Gene: DIP-delta
Product: lachesin
Exons: 11
Coding region: 138-1598 (486 amino acids)
Cellular component (GO): neuron projection
Source: RefSeq, a predicted model, not a curated record
AAAAGCAUUUAAUGAAAAUGUUAACUCAAAAAUACCAACUACAAAUUGUGUACAAAAAAUUCCACCAAUACUUUUGCAUCAGUCAAACAUUUAUCUAAAAGAGCAACAAAAAAAACGAGUAAAAUAAAGCAGACGAAAUGUUUAUAUUAACAGUAAUUAAAUUGCUGCUCAUAGCCUUAAAUAUAUUCCCCAGUCGAUUUACAAAUCGAAGGAUUUUGUUUGUCAUCUACAUGACAAAUCUGGUGACGCACGUCAUGAUGGAUGAGCCACGCUUCGCACAGCCGAUACCAAACGUCACCGUGGCCGUGGGCCGUGAUGCCAAUCUGCCCUGUGUCGUCGAGCAUUUGGGUGGCUAUAAGGUGGCUUGGAUACACAUCGACAGGCAAAUGAUUUUGACCAUUCAUCGUCAUGUGAUAUCGCGAAUACCACGCUACAGCAUCACCUACACGGACAACACGUGGCUGUUGCACGUGAAUCAGGCGCAUCAGGAUGAUCGCGGCUACUACAUGUGUCAGGUGAACACAAAUCCCAUGAUAAGCCAAGUGGGCUAUCUGCAGGUGGUGGUGCCACCCAACAUUCUGGACAUUGAGAGCACACCGUCAUCGGUGGCUGUGCGUGAAAAUCAAAAUAUCAACAUGACAUGCCGUGCCGAUGGUUUUCCAACACCCAAAAUCAUUUGGCGUCGCGAGGAUGGCGAGGAAAUUGCCGUCGAAAAGAAGAAAAAAGGUAAAGUGCUCGUCUAUGACGGCGAUGUCCUGCCGCUAACCAAAGUCAGUCGCAAUGAGAUGGGUGCCUAUCUCUGCAUUGCCACAAAUGGAGUACCGCCAUCGGUGUCCAAGCGCAUUAUACUGGAUGUGGAGUUCUCGCCUAUGAUUUGGGUGCCGAAUCAACUUGUUGGCGCUCCAUCCGGCACAGAUGUAACCAUCGAUUGCCACACGGAGGCGCAUCCCAAAGCCAUCAUAUAUUGGGUAUACAAUUCGGUGAUGGUGUUGCCCAGCAAAAAGUACAAAACCGACUAUACGGAGAACUCUUAUCGCGCCCACAUGAAGCUGACGAUAAGGAACCUGCAAUAUGGUGACUUUGGCAACUAUCGAUGCAUCUCGAAGAACUCACUGGGGGAAACGGAAGGCUCCAUACGUGUUUACGAAAUACCUUUGCCAUCCACACCAUCCAAGCAGGUGACCCACACCACAGUCGAGUCCAGGGAGAACAAUAUCAUACCCUCAUCACGCAACGAUACAACGAAAUCCCUACAAACGGAUGUUGGAUAUGCCAUGAAGAACGAUUUAUAUCCUGGCUCUGCCUCCUCCUCAUCGGGGCCGGGUGGCAGUGCCUCGGCUGCCUCGUCAUCAUCAUCGACCUCAAUGCAGACCUCAGCCCUGCCCGGCGGUGCAUCGGGCAAUAGCCUGUCCGCAUUGGGUGGCAGCUCCAAGGGCACCCUGGCGAUAGGCAAGAGCAUGUUCUACACGGAGCGACCACCGAAUGAGUAUUCAUCAUCAGUGGCCGGACUGAUGCCACCGCACAGAGAGCUGCUGCUGCUGCUGCUCAGCUGCUGGCUAACGCUGGGAGCCGGCAUCUAUCUGGCCAUUCGGCUUUGAAAUCAAUAAAUCCUUUGAGUUACUCAAUAAGCAUUUACAAAAUGCAGCCAAAGGGGUGGGGUCUAGUCUAUCUAUCUAUCGGGGGGGAAAAGGGGUUUAGCCUAGGUAUAUAAACAUAUUUCAUAGCUGGAAAGUAUAUCAAAAGGAAAAUACCAAUAAGAAUAAUGCUUCAAACAACAGCUUGGCUCAGCGCUCACAUCCAAGCUACGAGAAUUUGUAAAAUUAUCAAA